Molecule: messenger RNA, 3572 nt
Organism: Catharus ustulatus (Swainson's thrush)
Lineage: Eukaryota; Metazoa; Chordata; Aves; Passeriformes; Turdidae
Gene: PELO
Product: pelota mRNA surveillance and ribosome rescue factor
Exons: 2
Coding region: 196-1353 (385 amino acids)
Biological process (GO): ribosome disassembly; nonfunctional rRNA decay; nuclear-transcribed mRNA catabolic process, no-go decay
Cellular component (GO): cytoplasm
Source: RefSeq, a predicted model, not a curated record
UGCGCGUGCGCGUUGGGGCCGGCGGCGGGCGCUCCUGGAAGGCCGCGCGUCUGUCUGUCCGUGCGUCUGUCCGUCCGUCCGGGAGUGUGCGGUCCCGCCGGCUCCAGCCUUCAGCCUUCCCUCCCAGGGUAGGCCUGCUGCCCGCUGCCACCGCGGCACGGGGGAGGCCGGGGAGCGGCCCGAGGAACCGCCAGGAUGAAGCUGGUGAGGAAGGACCUGGAGAAGGAUAAUGCGGGGCAGGUGACGCUGAUCCCUGAGGAGCCUGAGGACAUGUGGCACACCUACAACCUGCUGCAGGUGGGUGACAGCCUGCGCGCCUCCACCAUCCGCAAGGUUCAGACCGAGUCGUCCACGGGCAGCGUGGGCAGCAACCGCAUCCGCACCACCCUCACCUUGUGCGUGGAGACCAUCGACUUCGAUUCGCAGGCCUGCCAGCUGCGAGUCAAGGGCACGAACAUCCAGGAGAACGAGUACGUGAAGAUGGGCGCCUACCACACCAUCGAGCUGGAGCCCAACCGGCAGUUCACCCUGGCGAAGAAGCAGUGGGACAGCGUGGUGCUGGAGCGCAUCGAGCAGGCCUGCGACCCGGCCUGGAGCGCCGAUGUGGCGGCUGUGGUCAUGCAGGAGGGGUUGGCUCACGUCUGCCUGGUCACCCCCAGCAUGACGCUUACUCGUGCCAAAGUGGAGGUGAACAUCCCUCGCAAGAGGAAAGGGAACUGUAGUCAGCACGACCGGGCGCUGGAGAGGUUUUACGAGCAGGUAGUGCAAGCCAUCCAGAGGCAUAUCAACUUUGAGGUGGUGAAGUGUGUACUGGUGGCUAGCCCAGGUUUCGUGCGGGAGCAGUUUUGUGACUACAUGUUCCAGCAGGCAGUCAAGACUGACAACAAACUUCUGCUGGAGAACAGAUCCAAGUUCCUACAGGUCCACUCUUCCUCAGGACAUAAAUACGCACUGAAGGAAGCCCUCUGCGACCCAGCUGUAACUAGUCGUCUUUCUGACACUAAGGCAGCUGGUGAGGUGAAAGCCUUAGAUGACUUCUAUAAAAUGCUGCAGCACGAACCUGACCGGGCUUUUUAUGGCCUGAAACAUGUGGAGAAGGCCAAUGAAGCCAUGGCCAUUGAUACCCUGCUGAUCAGUGACGAGCUUUUUCGGCAUCAGGAUGUGGCUACACGUGCCCGAUAUGUUAAAUUGGUAGAUAGCGUACGGGAGAACAUGGGCACAGUACGCAUUUUCUCCAGCCUCCAUGUGUCUGGAGAGCAGCUGGGCCAGCUGACAGGGGUGGCAGCUAUUCUGCGCUUUCCUGUUGCUGAGCUCUCUGACCAGGAAGAUGAAUCUAGCUCUGAAGAGGAUUGAUAACAGUGACUUCAUUCCACAGUUUAUUUUUCAUGUCAUGUUGAAAUGACAUUUAAGGUCCUCCCAACCUGAAUACUGUGUGUGGAUGUACCAUGAUGUGUAAUUAAAAAGUUUUCAUAGUAAACAUAUACAUACAUUUAUAUAGUUUUACUCAGCACACUACUUGAUAUCUGAUCUAUGGUAAUAAUUAUUGGUAUGCUGUGCUGAGCUGACUGUUUUUGCAGUUCUGGACCACCAGCAGUACAAGAAACUAAUAUGUCUCCCCAGUGCUGCUUAGUCUGUAUUUUAAAGCAGACUACUAUCUUAGUGAAAUGUGUAGAUAAAAAGUAAUAAACUAACAGGGAGAAAUUCAUGUUAGACUAUUUCUGUUUAAGUUCUUGAAAAGAGUAUUGCAAAAUAAACAUAAACUUUUUGGAAGAUCUGUCAAAACUGCUUGGUCUUCAUAAGAGCUCCCUAUUCUUCAUAAGGUGUGUCAAAGGAAUGAGGUCAAUAUCAUCUCUUAGGACUUUGUGUGGUGAUGUAAGUAACCACUUAAAUAUUUUUGUGAAACACUUGAAAUAGUCUUUCAGCAGUCAGAUCCUUUUAAGUUAACAUUUCUUGGCUAACAUGAUGGUAGAUGCAGGACAAAUGGUGAAUCUCAGUACAAGCAUUUAGUUAUCUUUGCGUGCUGUUACCUUGGGAGAUUGUUCUGAAGACUAAAGAGGUGUCAUUAACUGUAUUCUGCUAAAUUGGCAUUAUUUAGCACCAGUUUUGAGAAAAUACAGGGAAAAAACUUAGAAAAUCAGGACUCUAGUUUCCACAAUGAAUCUUUUGAUAGCAAAUAGUUUCGGUAAAUUCAUAAUCUGGUAUUCUGUUUGCAUAUAUCUUUAAAAACAAGCAUAAACUGUGAUACAGAAAUGAAGAUGACAAAAUUAUAAAUCAAACUUCAGCUCAAAGUAGUGGCAACUGUAAAAGUUAAAAGUACCUUUUCAAUUAUUUGAUCAGUUCAAAGUAGUGAGAGCCCAAAAGGUUUUUGUUUCUUCACUGGGCAGUAUAUCAUAACUUGAGGAAGCAAAAACUGGCUUCAGAUUCAGAUGUAACCCAUGGUUGUAUUGUUUCAAACAAAAAUUUGAUGGUGUUGCUUGUGUGUGUAAAUAGGCAUUACUUUUUUAAACAUGAUGGAAGGUGACAGAAGAAUUCUGUAUUAUGGAGAGGGUCGUAAGAAUGGAACAUUAAAAAACAAAACCAUUGAAACUCCUAGUCUGGGUAGAAUAAUUUAAAGAAAAAAAUAUUUAGGGUAGUCCCCUAUGUUCAUGGGUGCCAAUCCUUUGAAUUUAAUACUAUCUACUGAUAGCUGAAAUAUCAGUCUAAACCUGAUAGACAAGUACUUUUGAAUUAUAGCCAUCUCCCCUUUUCUGUAUGAUCCACAGAGUCUAAGUUCUUGAACAGAACUUACAUUAGGGCUGUAACACUUCGAUUCUUCUUUUGUUGAAGACAGCAAGCCCAUUGUGACACUUGUUUACAGUCAGCUUGCAUACCUAAAUUAUGUUACUUGAGCUUCAAAUGGUGUUGGGUGCCACAAGUCAUAGAAUGCUCAGGCUUUCUUUAGCAGUUAAGACUGCUUAAUUUAUUAUUUUUUAAUUCGCCUAUGUUUAUUAUACACUCGUUUAGCUAGAAAGCACCUUGAUUCCUGUUAUAUCUUAUUUAGUGUAAAGAAAAACAUAGAAAGCAGAAGAAAUUGACCAGGAAAUAUUAAUUAUAUACAGCAAAUUAGGACCUGAAAAAAACUCCUAUCUAAAUAAGUCAUUAUUUUCUCCAAGCUUAUAUAACAUUGGAUGGUAUAGUUGUAUAUUCUCUUUAAGUAAUGCCAAUUUGUUGCAGCUGUACACAAAUGACAUAUUCUAAUUUGUAGUACACCAGAAAUUCUUAGUUUUUCUCAACAAACUCUCUGAGAGACAAAUAAAACUGUUCUUUGGUUGUGGGAUGGGUUGCUAUUUUAUCAGACCAGAUUGGUUGCAAUUAUUCCAUUGUAAACCAGAAGUUAUAAAGGGUUUUUGCUGUGUACUACAAUGAUUACAAUGGUGAUUUUGUGUUUUGUGCCUGUAGUUACCAUCAAGGAAAAGAAGUAGCCAUUUUGUUGCAUUUUUUUUUGUUUAAUCUGCUGAGGAAAUGUGACAGUAGUGAUUCUUUUGAUUCUUUGCAUUAUUUACACUUAGAAUUAAAACUCUGCCAUGACUUUA